AUGGCUACUAAGAACCGUCUCAUCCUCGGGACCAUGACAAUUGGUCCCGAUGCCGCCGCCGGCGCCCGCAUCACCUCUCUCGACGAGUACAAGAAGUGCCUCGACUUCCUCACCUCCAAGGGCUACAACGAGCUCGACACCGCUGCCCUCUACGUCGCCGGCAAGCAGGAAGGCUUCACCCGCGAGGCCGGUUUCAAGGAGCGUGGUUUUAAAAUUGCCUCUAAGUGCAUGCCCCAGAGCCCUGGAGAUCACGCUCCGGAGAAACUGCGAGCAUCCUGGGACGUGAGCUUGGAGAAGCUGGGCGUCACUUCCGCCGACAUCUUCUAUCUCCACGCACCUGACCGCGCCACGAGUUAUGAGGUGACCCUCGAGGCAUGCGACCAGCUGUACAAGGAGGGCAAAUUCAAGCAGCUUGGUCUGAGCAACUAUGCUUCCUGGGAGGUCGCUGAGAUUGUUGGCAUCUGCGAGCGUCGCGGGUUCGUCAAGCCUACAAUCUAUCAGGCAAUGUACAAUGGAAUCACCCGGGCCCUCGAGGCUGAGCUGGAGCCAUGCCUGCGCAAGUUCGGGCUUGACCUCGUAAUUUACAACCCCCUCGCCGCCGGCCUCUUCAGUGGCAAGUAUUCCACCCUCGAGCAGCCCGCCGAGGGCCGUUUCAGCAGCACCAACAACCUGGGAAAGCUCUACAUGGAGCGCUAUUUCAAGCAAUCGACGAUGGAGGCCCUGGCCAUUAUCGAGCCGGUCGCCAAGGAGCACAAUAUCCCCCUAAUUGAGGUCGGCCUGCGCUGGUGUAUCCACCACAGCAAGCUGAAGCCGGCUUCCAAGGGCGGCAAUGACGGUGUAAUUAUCGGCAUUAGCUCUUACGACCAGCUGGUGCAGAAUGUCGAGGCCCUCGAGAAGGGGCCUCUACCAGAGCCUGUCGUGGAAGCUCUCGACAAGGGCUGGGCAAGGGCUAGAGGGGAAGCUCCCACUUACUGGCGGUAG
This is a messenger RNA of Clonostachys byssicola, 981 nucleotides long. NCBI's taxonomy places the organism in Eukaryota, Fungi, Ascomycota, Sordariomycetes, Hypocreales, Bionectriaceae. The record is from the annotation of a GenBank genome assembly.